Molecule: messenger RNA, 2881 nt
Organism: Toxoplasma gondii ME49
Lineage: Eukaryota; Apicomplexa; Conoidasida; Eucoccidiorida; Sarcocystidae
Product: elongation factor 1-gamma, putative
Exons: 2
Coding region: 815-1999 (394 amino acids)
Biological process (GO): translational elongation
Molecular function (GO): translation elongation factor activity; glutathione transferase activity
Source: RefSeq, a predicted model, not a curated record
GUCGCUCUCCGGAAAAGCAAAGUGCUUCACCUGUCUUUUCUUUCACAACUUUGUCGGAGUUCUUCAGCUACAGCUACGUCUUCAGUUGAAAGAGGUACUCGUGCAGCUACGUAUGUAUUUAGAAAAGGUACUCGUGAGUACGCGGGCAACCGCACGGUGUACUGUUUUGACUCUUCACCGAACCUGGCAAGCCACGCACCCGAGUAGGAGUAACCGGCUGCCGUUGCGAACAACGUUUCUUCUCAUCUGGAGCAAAAACAACCAGACUUAUGCCACUAUAAAAGCCCUACAGUCUUAGCGGAGUCGACUCCCGCGCGUUUUUCUGUAAGUCGCGUGACGGUCUGGAGGAAGACUGCAGAGGGAACUCUCCAGUCGACCCACACAUCAUCGUUCAACAAAGACAACUGCUCUCUCGCUUUCCAGUCGUCUGGUGUAGAUUCUCGCGUCUAGGUUCAUAGUCCACAGUUUCACAGCCUCGAGGCGGCUUUUUGUCCGUGGGGAGUGUGCGUGCAUUCCGGUUUUUUUUCGAACUGGAAAGCACCACCCCUGGCUGGUUGUUUUUGUGAUGGAGAGACGGGGCAGCACACAGCGUAAAGUGCGCCUUCAUGGAGUGCAUGCACCCGCAACUCUCUCGCCCGUCUUGUGCCAAUGAGGACGACGGAGAGGGGAAGACGGACGGUCUCGUGCUUCCUGUGCUUUCGAUGCCCCGCGGGGAUGCACUCCAUUCAAGAGACAGCGCGUCCGCUGCGUUUAUCUUCAAUCUUUCUUCCUUUCUCAGUCUUCCUCUCAGCCUCUCUCUUCACCCUCCGUAAAAAUGAAACUCCUGACGCCCAAGGACGAUGUGCGCGGCCGGAAGGUGCAGUUGGUGGCGGCUUUCCUGGACCUGCCGCUGCAGACUGUGCCUUUCACCGUGGGGAAGGACGACAAGGAUCCGGCGUUCUUGGCCAAGUCGCCUCUGGGGCGUCUGCCCCUGUUGGAGUCCGAGGUCGGCGGCGUGUGUCUGUUUGAAAGCAACGCGAUUUGCCGCUUCCUCGCGCGACUUCGCGCCGACAAGUGCCUGUACGGCGAGACGCUUGCGGAGCAGGGACAAGUGGACAUGUGGUUGGACUUCUCGACCCUCGAAGUCGAGAUUCCGAUGUGUUGCUUGGUGCAGGGGGGAAAGGUUGCGGAGCGCGCGCAGAGCGACCUGGCGCAGGCACUGAACGCGGUCGACGCCCACCUGAAGACGCGCACCUUCAUGGUGGGCGAGAACAUCACCAUUGCAGACUUGUGCCUCGUCGCGGUGCUGAGCUACGGCUUCCGGUCCGGCAAGGUGGACGCCGCAGCGCUGCUCGAGAAGCGUCCGUACUUGAAGCGCUUCUACGAGACCGUGGUGAAUCAGAAGAGCUUCAAGAAGAUCUUCGGCGAGGCGAAGGCAGCGCCACAGGCCGCCGCCAAGAAGGAGACUCCCAAAGCCGCGGCGAAGCCUGCACAGAGCGCCGGCGAUGACGAAGAACCGGCGAAGAAGCCUGCAGUCAAGUGCGAGUUGGACUUGCUCCCAGAGCCGACGAUGGACCUGAAUGAGUGGAAGCGCGUGUACUCCAACACGAAGGACCUGUAUGGCACAGCGAUGAAAUGGUUCUGGGAACACCUCGACGCGGCAGGGUAUUCCUUGUGGUACAUGAAAUAUCAGAAACUCGAGGGCGAGUGCACCGUCGCGUUCGUCACCUCGAACCAGCUCGGCGGCUUCCUGCAGCGGAUCGACCCGGCCUUCCGCAAAUACUCCUUCGGCGUCGUCGACGUGAUGGGCGAGAACGGCUGCUUCGACAUCGAGGGUGUCUGGCUGUUCCGCGGCCAAGACGUACCCAGCUUGAUGAAGGACCACCCGUCGUACGAGUACCACACUUGGCAGAAACUCGACGUCGCCAGCGCAAAAGACAAGCAACUCGUCGCAGACUUUUGGUGCGCGUGCGACGACAUCCAAGGUCGCCCCAUCGCCGACAGCAAGGUCUGGAAAUAAAAGGAAAUAACGCACUUCGCGAAACGAAGGGGCGGCAACAGAGGUGUGUGUCUUUGGUGCUGUGAAAAAAAGCGACGCGUAAAAAACGGCGAGAAAUGUUCGUGGCGUGGCGUGCGGUGAGAGGGGUACAGUGGCGAGGGUCACAAACCCAUGUGCUUCGAUUUGAAUGCGCUUCCAUCUGUACACCUGGCUCUUCCGUGCGUCCUUUCAGUCUCUCCUAAACAUCUCGUUUCACGCGGGUGCAGUUGCGGUACUUCAGGAGCUUCGCAGGCGCCGCUCGCGCGCGCUCCCCGCUCUAGGAACUCUCACACGACCCCAUUUAUGUCAACUCGCGUCUAGUGGCUCUCCGGGGCACCAGCAAACUGUCAAAAAUCGCCUCAGCCAUUCGCUACCGAGAGCUUCUGAUUUGGUCGGAACGGUGGCGCAGAGGCGCUUCCCGCAGUCGUCUUCCAGUCACGGACGUGUUUUCGUUACGAGUGACCUAGCUUGUUUGUGGAGCUCGAAACGAGUCUGAUCUGCGCGUUCGUUGCGGCUGCCAUGUCUCGUGGAAGAAACGGGGACGCGUUUAGCGGAGAGUGGUGGUCAGUGGCAGGACCGCAACAGAUGAGAGUAGUGAACUUAAUAUACUCGGUGAGGCAGUUCUAACAAAGAGCGGAGCAGGCGUGAGGAGAUGCGUGACCUCGGCCUUCCGGUACGAAUGGCAGGCGGUGGUGAGUAAACCACGUGCCGUGAAGGGCACUCAGUGCGAUGAAGAAUUAGGAAAUGGACGAAUCCGCUUCCUUGUAGUUGCUGGGCAGAAACGGAGAAACUGGGCACAAAAAAACACCCUCCCUCGAGAGAGCAGCGAAGGCACUGGGGACAGACCAAGAGCGAAGAAGCACU